CACUCUGCAGUUUGUGCUGUGGCUGUUUAAGGAGCUGGAGCUGUUUAGCUAGCCUACCAGCAGCCUAUAAACAUAAACACACACAGCACAUAUCUCUCUAAUUGUCAUAAGCCUACAAACAGGAAUCUGUUACUGGUUUUCUUAGUGCACCCGUGGUGUUUGAAAAUAAUUCGUUUGAACCUCCUCGAUCUUACCUAAAGCCAACCACUCCUACACAUCCAACUCUUCCAAAUUGAUAUAUGACAAUAUCUACUUUCGAUCACGUGUCUGCGGGGCGACUUAGACGGAUUGCGCGUCAUCUCGCCUUCCCAAAUUUUUCCCUUCUGCUGCAGCUCGUAUCCAAAACAUCUAUCUAUAGUACGGAGUACGAGAGAGAGAAAGAUGUUUAACUCGGUGAAUCUGGGCAACUUCUGCUCCCAGACGCGCAAAGACCGGACAUCCGAGUUUGGGGACAGGACGGGCUGCGCGUCCAACAUCUACCUCCCCAGCUGCACCUACUACGUCCCCGAGUUUUCUGCCGUCUCCUCGUUUCUUCCACAGGCCCCGUCCCGGCAAAUCAGCUACCCUUAUUCCACAAAUCUUUCUCAAGUACAGCCGGUACGGGAAGUUUCAUACGGCUUAGACCCUGCUAGUAAAUGGCACCACAGAAGCAAUUAUGCAUCGUGCUACUCGGGAGAGGAUCUGGUGCAUAGGGACUGUCUUCCACCAUCCACCAUGACAGAAAUGCUUAUGAAGAACGAGAGCGUGUACAGCCACCACCAUCACCAUCACACCCACCCGGGCUCCAAUCACCCCUCCACAGGUUUUUACUCCGGCGUGGGGAAAAACAACGUCCUUCCGCAAGGUUUCGACCGCUUUUUUGAGACCGCAUACUGCAGCAGCACGGACAAUCAGUCAGACAAUUGUUUACAAAAGGGCGAGGGGGGAAAGCUGGAAAGCGACUCCCAGCAGCAGCAACAACAGCAACAACAGCAGCAGCAGCAGCCCACAGCCUCUGUACCCGGAGCCCCGGAGCAGGAAAAAGAUCCAGAAGAUGAAGAGGAACAUACAAAUUCGGGCUCGUGCACUUCUUCCUCCGCAACAACCAAGGACGGCAACGCCAGCAAGAGCAGCCACUCGAGCACUCCUCGCACAAGGAAGAAGAGGUGUCCAUAUUCCAAGUUUCAGAUUCGAGAGCUGGAGCGGGAAUUCUUCUUUAACGUUUACAUCAACAAAGAAAAAAGGCUUCAGCUAUCCCGAAUGUUAAACCUCACCGACCGUCAGGUUAAAAUUUGGUUUCAGAAUAGAAGAAUGAAAGAGAAGAAGCUCAGCAGAGAUCGCCUGCAGUAUUUCUCUGGAAACCCCCUAUUGUGAGCAGGAGCAGAAAAAGUGUCACAGUCUUUGGUCAGUGACAUCAAGGCCUACUCUUAUCUCACUGAAUUGUAAUCGUGGGCAUAACCGUUUUCUAAAGGAGCCCACAUCACCAACAGUGCAAUGUUAAAGUGGACAGUGGGAGUAACAGGCCUGCAUGGGAUAAAGUCGCCAUUUUCUUAUUGCCCUACGGGCGGCGGUGAAUUUCUAGCUGAUCCCCAGAAAGGCCUACAUGGUUAGAAUAAUCAUUUAUAUGCUGUUCUUGAAUAUGUCCCUCUAUUUAUCACGAUUCUCCAUUGUGUUUAUUCUAUUGUUCAUAUAGACAUAUUUGUUAAUAAUAUCAAAUGUAACAAACAGUUUGAAUCCUUAUUGCGCAGACAAACUUUUAGCUCUUCCCUUUCCCUCUGGUCUUUGUAUAUAGCAUAUCAUUAUCUAAUUAUUUCUCGGCCAGAGUAUGAACAAGUUAUAGCAAAUCUCCAGGCUGCAUUUUUUUCCGCCAGUGAGAACUGUGACGUCCAAUCUGUGAAAGUAUACCCCCUGUACAGAGUAGCCUAUGCAAUGUGCAUUCGUGACUGUAAAUAGGCGUAUGUUGAAUUCCCCCCCCCCCCAGCCCUGCUGCUAUUUUUCAGUACAGUGCCCCUACAACUUUAAACAGCUUUAACGCCAACACUCGUUAAAUUAUUUGCUUCAAACAUUGGUGCUUUUGGAUCCCAGAGAGGAGGAGGUACAGAUUGUCGGCCUGUGUAUCAUUAAUAUAAUACCUAUGAAAUAAACAGAAACAUAUAGGCAAAA
Messenger RNA from Lates calcarifer (barramundi perch), 2142 nucleotides. It is a transcript of the gene hoxc11a, whose product is annotated as homeobox C11a. Gene Ontology annotation, biological process: anatomical structure development; regulation of transcription by RNA polymerase II. Gene Ontology annotation, molecular function: DNA-binding transcription factor activity, RNA polymerase II-specific; RNA polymerase II cis-regulatory region sequence-specific DNA binding. The record is from RefSeq and is a predicted model, not a curated record. NCBI's taxonomy places the organism in Eukaryota, Metazoa, Chordata, Actinopteri, Centropomidae. Bases 382 to 1353 code for a protein of 323 amino acids. Gene Ontology annotation, cellular component: nucleus. The transcript has 2 exons.